Molecule: messenger RNA, 1146 nt
Organism: Armigeres subalbatus
Lineage: Eukaryota; Metazoa; Arthropoda; Insecta; Diptera; Culicidae
Exons: 3
Coding region: 1-1146 (381 amino acids)
Source: RefSeq, a predicted model, not a curated record
AUGGAAGCUAUUUUGUAUUACAACGGGGAAAAACCCCGAUUAUCGCGAGAGCUCACUUCGUUGUCAGUUACUGAUUUACCGGCGUACUGGAAGAAGCCACCGACGAGUAUCAGCGAAAACCUGUAUAAAAAAGUACGUGACAUUGACUUUGGCAAGCAGAUCCAGAAAACAUAUUAUGCCACCACUCCAUCAACUUCAACUAAUUACGAUUUUCGCUGUCGAAACUUAUUGAGCUCGCUACAGAUGGACGGAAUAAAUGUUGCUGGUACCACUCUAUUUUGUGGUGAAAAACAAAUGGCCUUUAGUUGUACAAUUUGUACACACGAAUCUGAACUUAAAAAUGAUCUUAAGAACUACAAUUUCCAACUACUCUACGACCCUUUGAACAAGAGUACAAUUGAGCAGUUACAAAAAGUAGCGGCAGAGUUCAUUCGCAAUUUCACAAAUGAUCCAGAUCUGUUGAUGAAGAUUGAUAAGCUUACCGCAGACCAAUCGGAUUCCAAGUGGUGGAAUGUUUUCCGGAGUGGGCGUAUCACGGCUUCAAACAUGAAAGAUGUGUGUUGCACAAAACCGGAGCAACCAUCGAUGUCACUGGUGAAAAGAAUAUGUUACCCCAAUGAAGCAACAUUCACUUCAUCCGCUACAAGAUACGGCAAAACUUACGAAGUAAAAGCAGUUGAGCAAUUGUUCGAAUCAGUGAAGCACUUGCAUCAGAACUUGUUAAAAAGAAAAUCGGGAUUUGUAAUUCAUGAAGAUUAUCCGUUUAUGGGUGCAUCGCCGGAUGCAAUAUUUUUGUGUGAUUGCCACGGUGUAAUAACAGUCGAAGUGAAGUGCCCCUUCUCAGCUCGCAAUCGUGCAGAUAUGGUUGACACAUUAUUGCAGCUAAAGGACUCUUUCAUUACACGAAAUGAGGAACAUCAUAUUAUUUUGAAAACGAAGCAUAAAUAUUUCUUCCAAGCAUUCAUGCAGGUUCACAUUUGUAAAGCUAAUUUUGGCUAUUUUUAUGUGUGGUCACCGCAUCAAGUUCUAGUAUUUGAGAUCAAACGCAACGAUAAUUAUUGGGAAAUUUGCAAGAAUAAGGCAUUGAGUUUCUUCGAAAAUGUAAUAUUUCCAGAGCUAGUAGCUAAGAAAAUAACCGAAAAAUAA